Puccinia graminis f. sp. tritici CRL 75-36-700-3 is the source of this 1132-nucleotide messenger RNA. RefSeq lists its product as uncharacterized. Lineage: Eukaryota; Fungi; Basidiomycota; Pucciniomycetes; Pucciniales; Pucciniaceae. The transcript is spliced from 3 exons. The record is from RefSeq and is a predicted model, not a curated record. The coding region runs from base 10 to 1038 and encodes 342 amino acids.
GAUGAUGUAAUGGUAGAAAACCUCACACUUCCUCAGCGUGACAAAUUACUCAAAAUCUGGUACCUGAAAACGGAUCUCCGCCGCAAGUUCCUUGCCUUGAUAGAAGAGAAAAGACCCCUUGUACGUGUCUGCCGGCCAGGAGAAGCAACCACCCUUGGAACCGAUGGACAGCAAAAGUUGAUUGAAUCAGUCCGCAACCGUGCAAACGCCCUUCGCAAAAUAUUAAACCGGUAUAACAAACAAGUCAGCACUUUUGUUGACAGUUACCCCGACCGCCCUCAUCCUAGGACCUUGGAGUAUACAGAGCUCUUGAACCUCGAAUCGGAAGAUGCGUUUUGGAAUGACGGAUUAUUCACAAAUCAAAACCAACCAUGGGCCGUGGAUCAAACUACUCAAGAUGGCAUCCGCCACCUUGCGGCUCUCAAUCGUGGCAAUGAAGAGCAACGACGUGUGGGAUGGGAGAUGCGAAGGGCAAUGCGAUGGGCAGUCAAUUGGCAUGAAAAACUUUUGGGAUUGAGUGAACAGAUGGAAACUUGCUCAAGAACCGAAGACGAGUGGAAUAUCCUUAUAUCAGACCCAACCAUUCGCACCCUUUGUGAGCAUCCAAUUCUCCAAUCACUUGAUCGACCGAAGAGGAUAAUGGCCGCCAGGUCUUUGAUUCAUUCUGAGAUGAUUAAAGUCUUCCAACUGCAACGGGCAUGGAACCGAACAUGCUCUACUGUUUUCAAUGGAACCACAGGACAGUUGGGUGAUAGCAGCCUCUAUCAGAAGUGGAUACAGCAAGUUGACCAUGUGGAAAAUGGGUCCUACUCAAUUAUAGAUGGAGAUCCAAAAAACCAGGCUGUUAACCUGCACACUGGGACACAUCAUCAGACAUCCCCUUUAGAAGCCGACAAUGAUAGAGAGGAGGAGGAACUUGAUGAUGAUGGGCACCUGGAUGAUAUAUCACAUAUAGUGCAUCAGACCAUGAUGGAUCAACUUGCAAAUGAAACAAGAGAUGGAGAUAGAGGCAGUAAUGUCAAUGAUAUUGAGGAGUAAAGUGUGCAUUUAGCUUGUCUCAUGUGGUGGUAGAAAUAAACUUUGAUUACAUGUUAUCUUAUUUUUACUUGAAAAUUAGUUUCUUGUGCAGUUA